Messenger RNA from Pleurotus ostreatus (oyster mushroom), 1881 nucleotides. RefSeq lists its product as uncharacterized. The record is from RefSeq and is a predicted model, not a curated record. The coding region runs from base 1 to 1881 and encodes 626 amino acids. Lineage: Eukaryota; Fungi; Basidiomycota; Agaricomycetes; Agaricales; Pleurotaceae. The transcript is spliced from 7 exons.
AUGAAAUUCGCUCGGCUCCUGCGUGUAGAUCACAAGCUCACCUCGCGGCUUGUGCAUGGACCUGCGGAUUUCGGACUUCGCGUUGCACACUCAGCAUGCCACGAGGUUGGCACGUCCACCGAACACGGGGAGUACAUUAGCACUCUCAAGCAAGAUAUACAUGCGCAUCGUCUGUAUUUCCGCUCGCAAGUUGAAGCCAUGGAUAACCUCUCCUUGUCGACUAGAACCAGAGCGCCUACUGAUAUUAAUGACAUCGACCUAGCUCGACCGGUCGCUGCACUAGCAGAGACCAUUUCGAAGGCCAUGUCAGGAUUGUACGCUCUGCACGUGGCCAUAGGGCGUUCUGGCGGCGAAGCAUCGUCGGCUCUUGUGGAGUUUGUCGAAUGCAAGCAGCUGAUCCGCAACCACUGGGCUGCCUUGGAAUCUUUUUUGCAGCAUUCGCUCGGAUACGCUAGAGAUUAUCUCGGUCUAUGUCAGUCGCUCCAGCAUGAAAACCAGGCGCAGUAUAUGGUGCUCGCGUCCGCGAUACUGGCCCAUGCACAACAAAUUCGUGGCGAAAUAUUCCGCUUUCAACCUGCCUACACUCAAAUGGUGAAAGAAUUCAACGCAAAGGAGCCUGCUGUUAAAAGCCGAGGAAGCGAUAAGCCCGUAAAUGGAUCUUCGUUUGACGCAUCAAUUUCGUCGUUUGUCGUUGCUUCGCAUGCUGCCUUGUAUCCAGAAAUCGGCAAGUCAUUCAAGGCCGCCUCCGCAGCGCUAUGUGGUUCGCUUGUUCCCAUUGCUGACAUCAGUGCCUUUUGGGAUCAACACACCUACAACCUCAUUGCAUUGUCCCGAUCCGAAGAAGAGCUGAAAAGGUUGACGCAAAACCGAAGUUACUUUGAUAUGGAAAUCACUCGAUGGAAAGCCUAUCGCACCGCCUUGCACGAUGGAGUUUACUCCAUCACUUCCUCCUCAGAUGCUAUGAUGGUCACUCCAAUGAUUCAGGAAAGCAACUGGCGAAGGCGGCUUGGGCGUUUCUUCCCAAAGCGGAGAACUACCAACCCAGUGACAGGUCGGUCUGAGAUACCAGCUGUAGAGAUUGGGGGUCCUAAUGCCGAAUACGAUUCCCUCAAAAAUCCGUUCAACGUGUUGAUCCUGUCCCGGACCACCUAUACUAUCAACGCCUGUUUAGAGUCCUUUUCUCAGCGAUUCGGACAGAACUCCCUUAUGCACCGCCUUGGAAUAUAUGACCGCCUUUAUCGGCUUGCUCAACAAUACAUGGCCACGCUAUCAGAUAUGGAGGCUCUCUCAAACGCUGCCAUUGAAUUCUGUACCGCUGUCCAAGCGAGUAUGCAAAGCCGUGGAAGAGCAGAGACAUCCGUAUACAUGCGCAACAGCGCACAGAUGUGCAGCAGCAAAAUAUCUGAGAUAUUGCCGGUAUACCAAGACCUCAGUUGCCAAUUGCAGCAAGAACUUAGUCGGACGUUGUCGAGACAGCAUGCAGACACUCCAUCGCCGAAUUCAGAUGAUUGGAACCCAGAUCUCCUUAUUCGUUCUAUCAGGGCGCUCAAAGAUCGGGAGCUCUUGGCUUGCAUCCAUUCGACCUUGGAACGACUCAUUCAUCUACUGACAAAGUUUCGAACAUUCUGGUUCAACAUGGCCGCGGACGUGGACCAGUUCCGUUCGUAUGGUCGAGUAGGGUCGUCAAUGAGUCAACAGAUCACUCCAGUAUGGCAGAGGGUAGAAGUUCUUCUCCACGAGUACAAAUCAGAGCUAGGACGUGCAAAGACGUUGGCCUUUGCAUGCACCCCUUCAAACGAAAAGGGACGGGAGUCGGCACCGACGUUCUUUAAACGACGCAGAAAUACUGUUGGGUCCAGUGACAUCAGCACCCUUUCUUAG